Molecule: messenger RNA, 3423 nt
Organism: Caenorhabditis remanei
Lineage: Eukaryota; Metazoa; Nematoda; Chromadorea; Rhabditida; Rhabditidae
Exons: 16
Coding region: 1-3423 (1140 amino acids)
Biological process (GO): protein K63-linked deubiquitination
Cellular component (GO): cytosol
Molecular function (GO): cysteine-type deubiquitinase activity; K63-linked deubiquitinase activity
Source: RefSeq, a predicted model, not a curated record
AUGCCCGGCGAUUUUGAAAGCAUACCGGAGCAGUCAGCGGGCUCUCAUCAAUUUCGCAAUCCACUGGAAGACUUCACGGGAUCACAUCAAUACAGGACUUCUAUACAUGCUUUGAAUAAUCGUGAUCUGGACUUUCUUGCACAAUCAAGUUCGAAUUCAAAUUCAAUUUCAAGGCAAAAGACGAGAAAUCAUAACGGGUUACAUCUUGAUCAAAACAUACCGGUCGGAAACUUAUUAGACGGUUUCGAGCUGAUAGAAGUAUCAUGCGAUUCAUGCGAGGAGAAAUUAGUCGAUAUUAGUAGCAGUCAUAGUAAGCCAAGUUUAGACCAAAAUCGUAAUGGAGAACAACUUAUUGUCGCUUUACUUCAAAAGAAAAUUACUGGUCUUAAAUUCCACAGAAGUCCAGGAGAAUAUGAAGAACCUAGAGUUAUUGAGAUUCCAGCUGGAACGUUAGUUCGAGGAAUGGCAGAUGACGAUUGGAAAAUGCCCGAGUUAAACGAUUGGUAUUCAAGUAGCAGGCCAAGCCGUCAAGAAGGAAUGGCUACUCCGAUGGAGGAACUUGACUGUAAUCCUACAGUCUGCUCAAUGGUCACCAGAACUGAUGUAAUGCGAAUUACUCAAGAGCAAGCUAUUCAUCUCCUCUCAGUGAAACCUCAUCAUCGUCUGGAUUUGUACCAAAAUAUUGAACGGUUUGGGUUUCUCCUGGACCUAAAAGUUGGUGAUCGAGUACAAGUUGAUGUUGACGACACAAUGCGAAAAGUUCCAGCAAAAGUCUCAUGGAUUGGAGAGAGACCGCAAGAACCGGGAAUCUGGUAUCACGUGGAUUUUGAUACAAAUACCUCUCAGUGGCCUCCUAACAACUCAUAUCCAUCUCAUGACCGAUUGAAUCGUCACUUUGAUACAAAUUGGAAUUUAGACAUGUCUGGAUCGUCAUCGGUGGCCUCUUCGAAUUCACGUCUCUAUUACUCACCGAACCAAAUGCACAUGCCAAUGAAAGGCGGUGGAGUGUCAGCACUCUACGAUAAUAGAAGGUUAGUGCAAUACAACGGAAGUGAAGAAGACUAUCGAAGUACACCGAAGCCAGCUCCACGUGAAAGAAUUAUUCCGGUUACAAGGCAGCAACAAGCAGAAGUUGAACGACCUACCAGGCAAAUGAGACCACCUGAACCGGAUUACAAUUAUUCAAAUCAUCAUCACCACCAUCCACUCCCACCUCCAUCCGUCCCAUCCCGUAUAUCUCAUUCCAGUAUGAGUGCUGGACAGCCAAGUCGAAGUAAAAGUGUACAUACAAUCCAGAGAAAUUCGUUUACGAAAUUGUACCCCGCAGAUCAUAAUGAACCAGUUGAAAGUGAUCAACUGGGUUUCCGAAUCGGUGAUCAAUGUAUUUGGAACAAUAGUGGAACUGAAGAGAGAGGAGUUGUCAAGUAUAUCGGAUUUCUGAAAGGACACAAAACACUUUAUGCUGGUGUGGAAUUUAGAAACAAUAUUGGUGCGGGAACUGGUGUGUUCAACAAAGAACAACUAUUUCAGUCAAGAGAAGGUCAUGCCGGAUUCGUUGAGCUUUGCACUCUAGAAACACCAUCAUCUUCUUCAUCAACUGCUUCAUCCUCUUCUGCACAACAUCGACGUCGGUUGUCUUCAUCUCGAAGUCAACAGAUGCCAGCAGCUUCUGGAACUUCAAUUAGUGUACCAGUGAACGGAAGACAAAAUGUGAAUGGAAAGCAAGCGUCUAUCGAAUCUCUGUCGGAUCCACCACCACCACCGUAUGCUCCACCAUCUCCACCGAGGGCAUCUUCUGCAGCUGCAGCUCAUCAGCAACCACCACCUCUUCCACCAAAACCGAUUGCUCACGUCGAGGACUAUCUGAUUGAAUCGUAUGAUAUUGGUAGUCAUGUCGUUGUUGCACAUCUUGGAGCUCAGAGAAGUGGAACGGUUCGUUGGCUUGGAAAUGAAGUCGAUGAACAGGGAGAACGACUUGUUCGAUCAGCGAUUGUUCAACUGGAAGAUGAUGUUCCAACUGCAUGGAGAAGAAGCACAGAAGCAGCUACGUAUAGUGGGAGUCCUGUGAUCGGAGGUGUUCUCGUACCGGUUCAAGCUCUCAGGCAUAAUCGAGCAGCAUCAUCAUCCAGUGGGCAAUCUCUACCAAUUUCUUCUAAUUAUUCAAUGAAUCAAGUAUCCAACACUGGGCAUCGACGAACAGAAGAGUUUGGAAGUAUGGAUUCUGGUGUUGAAAAACAAAAGUGUGGGCCAGCAAAAGAUAUGCAACAGCUUGUUGGAAGACAAAAGGGUAUUCAAGGAUACUGUAAUUCGUGCUAUCUGGAUGCAACUCUUUACGCCAUGUUCGUCCAAACCACUUUCUUUGAUUUCCUACUCGAAAAAUCGAUCAAGGGAUCGGAAAAGGCUGCUCAAUUCCAGAAGAUUUUGGCUCAUGAAAUCGUGUUUCCACUUCGAAAAGUGCAUUACGUACGAGCCGAUCAUGUAAUGAAACUCCGUAAAUUGCUUGCUGAGCUGAUGCCACAUGUAACUGGAUUAACGAAUGAAGAGAAAGAUCCGGAAGAAAUCCUUGGUUUUAUUUUCUCAGAGGUCUUCCAUGCGGAACCAUUUAUAAAAUUGAUCGGCCAAAACCACGUGAAAGACUCUCAAUAUCUGGUACCAAUCGUGGUCGAUGAUUGGCAAGGAGGUGCUGCAACCUCUCAACAUUUACUGGAAAGACAUAUGAGAUCUGCUCAAGUCACAUUCGCGAAACCACCACCUGUGUUGAUUAUGCAACUUCCGAGAUACGGGCAACAAAAGGUUUUCGAUAAGAUUCUUCCACUCGAAACCAUCGAUAUCACACCGUUUGUUGCUGGAGCUGUUCCUGCGUGUACAAUUUGCGGAGCAUGUUCGGAAGUGUUUUGUCCAACAUGCUUCCUCACUCGAAGAGUAUUUUAUUCGGAAAUUAUCUUCUGUCGGAAAUGUUUCCAUCAUUCUCAUCUUUUGCCAGAAAUCCAAGAUCAUCAAAGUCGCGACUUGUUCCCACCAGCCAAACCAAUCAAGAAACCUCACUCUCAUAAAAUGGUUCUAUCUGCAGUACUUUGCAUUGAAACAUCGCAUUAUGUGGCUUAUGUACGUUCUGCUUCGAACCAAUGGAUGUUCUUCGAUUCGAUGGCUGAUAGAGAAGGACUAUCGGAUGGAUUCAAUGUGCCAGUUGUAAGAGAGUGCGGAAAUAUGUCUGAUUGGUUAUCACUACAAGGAUGGAAUCGGUUGAAGGAUGCUGAUGAAACUGGACAAAUAAAGGCAAUGUUCGGGAAGACAGUGUUAGAUCCACUUGUUGGACGUCUUCUAUCGGACAGCUACAUUUGCUUCUACGAAGACGCUUCUCAAGCAUCAUCUUCCUCUUCGUCUUCAACUCUUAUUAACACAUUCAAAAAUAUGAUGAACUAG